AUGGGGACCAUGCUGUGGAGCAUCCUGCCCGUGGUGCUGGGGCUGCUCCUCUGGCAUCCUGCUGGUGCCAGUGGCCCCUGCUGGGAGAGCAGCAAGUGCCAGGACCUGGCCAGCGAGGCUGGCAUUUUGGCGUGCACCACGGCGUGCAGAGCCGACCUCUCGGCCGAGGCCCCCGUCUACCCGGGGAACGGGCACCUCCAGCCCCUCUCUGAGAGCAUCCGCAAGUACGUCAUGAGCCACUUCCGCUGGAACAAGUUUGGCCGGAGGAACAGCAGCAGCGGCGGUGGGGGCGGUGGUGGUGGGGGGCACAAACGGGAAGAAGAGUUGGGGGGCAACCCCCCGCAGGCAUCGCUGCCCGCCGACCCCCUGCCCCACCGGGAGGAAGAGGAAGGAACCGGGCUGGAGCGGGAGGAAGGCAAACGCUCCUACUCCAUGGAGCACUUCCGCUGGGGAAAGCCGGUGGGCCGCAAGAGGAGACCCAUCAAGGUCUACCCCAACGGGGUGGAGGAAGAGUCGGCCGAGAACUACCCGCUGGAGUUCAGGAGGGAGCUGGGGCUCGGCGGCACCGAGGAGGAGGAGGAGGAAGAGGAGGAAGGCCAGGAGGAGGAGAAGAGGGCCGGUGGCUCCUACCGCAUGCGCCACUUCCGUUGGCACGGGCCCUUGAAGGACAAGCGCUACGGGGGCUUCAUGACCUCGGAGCACAGCCAGACCCCUCUAGUGACUCUCUUCAAAAACGCCAUCAUCAAAAGCGCCUACAAGAAGGGGCAGUGA
Calidris pugnax (ruff) is the source of this 771-nucleotide messenger RNA. RefSeq names its product proopiomelanocortin (gene POMC). NCBI's taxonomy places the organism in Eukaryota, Metazoa, Chordata, Aves, Charadriiformes, Scolopacidae. The transcript has 2 exons. The record is from RefSeq and is a predicted model, not a curated record. The coding region runs from base 1 to 771 and encodes 256 amino acids. Gene Ontology annotation, cellular component: extracellular region. Gene Ontology annotation, molecular function: hormone activity.